CGGUUCUGUAUGCAGUUGCAGUAUGAGCCUCGCCUGUCUGGUUGCAAGCAGAAAGGAGGGAUAAAGUGUAGCGUUUAAAAGGACGAAUGCAGAACGUUAAAUGUGAAGGAAUUUCUUUCUGAACUUGGACCUUUUUAAAAAUGUACACUUGGCGAUGCUUUCUCGCCAUUAUAUUUGUACUUGUUUGGUACUUCUCAGAGUUUGGACAAAUAUGGACACAAGCUUUCAUUUGUUUUUUAUGCUUUUUAAAUGUCCCUUUCAAAAAGCAAGACUGCGAAACAAGCACUCAGACGGAUGAUACACUUGAGGAAACAGCACCACAGUCAAAGACAGGUCACAAUGUUGGUGCCUUUGAUGAUAUUGAUGCCACCACCAGAACCGGACAAAUUCCAUCUCAGACAAUGCAAUAUCCAAAUGUACACAGGUCACUCCUCCGGGUGUUUAAAUGUGCCUAUACUCACCUGGUUCAGCCAUGGUACACUGUCCCAGAACUUGGCGACAGUCAGCCCCUAUAUAGGACACUACAGAAGGAGUAUAACUUUGUUGUGGAGAAAAUUAUUUUCAAGGCCAAGAACUUCGAUCUGUCUGCUACCAGUGUGGGUUGUAUUAAAAUCUUCACUCAGCACCUGCAUAAUGCAAAACAGUCAGACAGUUCUCCAUUGUUUGGUUCACGUUCAGAGGAAAUGGCAGUCCUCAGAACUUUCUCUGAAGCUCUGGUGCGAAAACUUUUCCCUGAGUACCUCUGGGAAGCAAAACUCUACCAGUGUGUCCUAACUGAGAUUGUGGCUACAAAAGCACUUGAUGUGCUUGUGACAUUCCUCUGUAAUCCAGACAACCUGAAUCAGAUGGUGGUUUUGCAGUUGGAUAGAGUAACUUCUAAAGGCUCAACAGGAGACCUGGUGAACUCAGAUAGGGAAGUCACACCAUCCCAAAUGGGAAGUGAAGAAGCAGAGGAAUUGACAGAUGAAGCAGAGGACGGUCGGUCUGAAGACAUAAAAGGAAAGAAGAAGGGUGAUGUAUCUUUCUCUUUCAUCUCGGUAAUUUGAUUGAUGAGCAGUAUGUGUACGUAAAUAAUAUAAUAAAGUGUAAUUUGAUUUCUUUUUUCUUUUUUCUAAGUAGGCAGUAGAAUCAAAGAACAAUUUUCUAAAUUUGUUGAUAAGGUCAAGUCAAAGAAAGCCCAAAGGAAAAAACAUAAGAAGGAGCAACAGCUUUUUCAGAGGGCUUUAUCAGCACGUAGAUCUGCUGUUAUUGAAGAUGAUAGUGCAAGCAGCAGAGAGGGCUCCAUCGGAAGCUCCUUGGACUGUGAUUGUGACAGUGAAACGGAUGUUUACUCAAGAACUGAGGAUAUGAUGGAGUUUAAGCUUUCCUAUGAGAUGUGGCGGGUGGGGAAAUGGGCAGCCCGUGUUACAAAUGUUCAGCAGGAAAAUGAAGAGCUGUGUUUUACAGUUCACCUGGAGGAGAGAAAUAACCCUGAGAAUCUCCACUGGGAUGUGAAAAAGACCCAGUCAGAUAUACUUCGUUUUCAUAACCUCUGGCAGGCCAGAGAGGAAAUGGAUACUUCCAAUUUACCCUCUAUAUCUGCAAUAGUAGAAAACACAAAAAAGGAACUUGAUGACUCGUAUGAAGAGGAAGUGAGAUCAGCCUUUGAGCACUUUUUACAGGAGCUGGUUUCUGAUGCACAGCUUGGUCACACUCAGCCUGUAUUCCAGUUCUUGGGCCCUUUUGCACAGCUGAUGAGUGAUAAUGAACAUGAGGGAGGUGUCUGGAGUCUUCUGAAUGGACUUGCAAGCUUCCUUACUCCUAGCCAAGAUGAGGAAGAGUCGCAUAACAGCAGAGAAGAGGAUAAGCUUGAUGAAGCAGGAGCCUCAACACAUCACGGUGGACCGACAGCACAGCCAGCCUGCAUUGGCACAGAUGAAGAGCCAAAGGGGGAAGGGCCAAAAGCUACAAAUGUACAGUUUUGUACCCCCCAUGAAGAGACUGACCCCUUCAAAAGUAGAGAACCAGAUAUACAAGACAACGAUCAGAUCUCUGAUGAUCCUGAUGUGGUUUCUGAUGGGCAGGAGAGUCUUGCUGAGAGCUUAGAUACCUUUGUUAAUAGGUCAAAACUAGUAAUUCCCGCAGGACACUCUAAUGAUAUCUCAAGCUCAGUAAUGAGCCAUUCUGAAGUCUUACAGUCUGAGUCGGUCGAUGGCUUUAGAAGUGCCCAGUCUGGAGGCAAAACAAACAAAAAAGAAAAGUUUACUCAAAAAAAGUCAAAUGGAUUGCAAAAAUCCAAAGUAAAAGAGAAAACGGGACAGUUCAAGGACGAGGUGACAAAUCAGCCUCAGGCUCAGAAAAAGGAACCCCAGACCAAUUGGGAGCAGGUUGAGGCCACCAAAGCCAUAUUUGAUUUAUUGAAGGAAAUAACUGGUAACUCAUUCCUCAUUAAUAUUGUUGAUGCCAUUCUAAAACCAGUCCAGCCUUUGGUAAAAAAGAAAAUAAACAACUUUUUAAAAAGGAUGCAUCCUACCGAAGAUCAGAUUGCAUCCUACAUUGACAAUUUCCGGGAAAAGUUAUGGCCAGAUGGAAACGUGCCCUACCAGCCGCCACGUGACAGUGAGGAGAAACAAGAGACCAGGGAAAAGGCUUUGCAGCUUAUAAAUUCAAAAUAUUCAAACUCUCUAAUCCUCAAGAAGACUGAUGUGGAAACUUUGUUUAAGAUAUUCCAGGACACGGAGGAGAACAAGAAACUGGUUUAUAGGCUGCUUUCGUAUGUUCUAAGGGAGUUCCUGCCUGGAGAGCCUGCCUUUAGUUCAAUAGCUAAUCUAACUGUGAAGAAUUGUGUUUCAUAAUAGAAACAGGAUCUUUUAUUAUUUUAAUAAUGUGUCUAAUGUUUUUAAAUGUGCAUUAUUUAAUAUUUUAUAUGAAUAUUCUUCAAAGAUGCAUUCUGAUAUACCUCAGAGAGGUCAUGAGCAGCAUGAACACUAUUGAAUUUUUUUUUUUAUUCAACAAAAAUGUUAUCCUCUGUUUGCUUUAGCUACUGUGAUUAUGGUUCAUCUAAAAAAAAUCACAAUAUAUUGGGUGUAAAUUUUAAUUUUUUUUUUUUUUAAAUGAUCACUGUAUAAGUUAACUUUUUGUUUUGUUCCUUAAAAUUGUACACUGUGAAUGACUGUUUUUCUGUUUUAUAACCGCACAGCUUACUCAGAACAAAAUAGAUAGUCAUUAUGUUACUGAUUAUGUUUUUACAACAAGACUUAAUACAGGGUCUGUGAGGAAUGUAUUUGAAUAAUAUUGGCAAUAAAUAUAUUUUACUACUAA
Molecule: messenger RNA, 3300 nt
Organism: Ctenopharyngodon idella (grass carp)
Lineage: Eukaryota; Metazoa; Chordata; Actinopteri; Cypriniformes; Xenocyprididae
Exons: 15
Coding region: 1347-2834 (495 amino acids)
Cellular component (GO): intracellular membrane-bounded organelle; early endosome membrane
Molecular function (GO): phosphatidylinositol binding
Source: RefSeq, a predicted model, not a curated record